AUGUACCAGCCCCAAUACGGCUACAACCCCAAUCCCGCCGCUGGUGCGGGAGCUGGUAAUUCAGCUCCUCAGGCACCUCACUUGCAGCCCAGUCCCAGUCGCGGGCCGUCCCCGAGCCAGCAGCAGCAUCACCAGCAGAUGGUGUAUAACAGCCAGCAGCAGCAGCCCGGGCAGCAACACCACCCAGGCCAGCAGCAACCGCAGCAGCAGCAGCAGCAGUUCCACAUGGGCUCCCAAGCCGGCAGCAGUCACUUCCCAGCUGCUGCUGCUCCGAGCCCAGGAAUGAUGGGAACAGGUGCUGGUCCUGCAGGAAUGAUGCAGAAUUCCGCCAUGCCGCACACCAUGGCUACCACCAAUGGUCAGAUGGCAUUCCAAGCGCCUUACACAAGCGCGCCGUAUGUGGCAGCCGUACCAUCACCUGUGGCACCUCAGCCGCACCUUCCAGCUAACUAUAUGAUGUCUGCUUCUAUGCCCCAUUAUCCAAUGAAUGCUGCCUUGUCCCAGCAGCAGCCAAUGAUGCAACGCAUACAUCCCUCUCAGCAGAAUGCUGCCAACAUGUCCGCAUCAACACCCCAGCGCUCCUCCAACCCUGCCUCUCAGGGCACCCCAAACAACGCGAUGCCCUCCCAGCAGCCAGGUACUUAUUCUACGACCCAAGGUCAAGGAGGCUCUGCAAAUCAGACACCAACUACCACUCAGCCUCAAAGUGGCUCGGCCGGAGGCACACCUCAAACACCGACGUUCCCUUCUACUGGAGGACAAGGUCAGGUCAAUGGGACGCCGAUACACUCAGCUCCUCCAAGUCCAGCUACGAGAUCGCGUGAAACGGAAAGGUUCGCCGUUUUAUUGGAAAUCAAUCAUGAGCUACUGUACGAACUAGCCUGUCUCCACAUUAGCCGGUUAGAGAUUAAGAGAGAAAAGGAGUUGGCUGGUGAAUCGGGUGAGCAGCAGCAAAAUGGUGGUAUGAGCCUCUCCGAGGAGGAGAAAUUGACAGAGCAGGAUUAUCAACAGUGCUUGGUCAGGGCCAGAACCAACAUGGGUUUUAUGGGCUCGCUAUCACAGCCGGGCAAACAACCCAACGUACACCCGUAUCCGGCAUAUCUGACACCCCCACCCUUACACUUGAAUCUCAGGAUAAGAGUAGCACAGAACACAUCUGCUGAGGACAGCGCGGGCGAUGCGCCACCUGACCCGAACACUGAUCGCGCGGAAAGACAUGAAAUCAUGACGGAUCUCUACAAGAAGCUCCAGUCACUCUAUCCGGGCAUUGAUUAUAAAAAUGAGCCUCUCUGGAGGGCAGGCACGAACCCUUUAACAGGACCAUCGGGUCUUUCGGGACCUGGGUCAAUGCCGGGAGGUAACCCUGAUCAGCUAUCGCAGCAGCAGCAGCACCAGCAGCAGCAAGGCCAGCAAGGCCAACAACAGCAAGGACAGCAGCAAAAUUUGCAACAGCAACCUGGCCAACAGCAACAACAGCCCGGACAGCAACUAAAUUAUCAGCAAAUGAUGAUGCUGAAGCAGCAACAAUACCGUGAACAGAUGCACCAAAAGCAGCUACAAAUCCAACAGCAAAUCCAACAGCAGCAGCAGAAUGGCCAGCUAGCUGGCGGUGGUGUAGGGUCGAACCACGGAAGUCCGGCUCCAAGCGGACAGCUGCUACAACAAGGCAUGAAGACGCCGCAGAUGACGCCGCAGAUGUCCAACGCCAUCCCUCCCGGGAUGGCGACACAGCAUCAGCAGCCUCAAGGUCAACAAAGCCAACAAGAUACGCAGCAAUCGCAGCCCGGCACAUCGGGGCCGCCAUGAGAACUUUGCUAGAAGUCAUCCCCGUUAGUUGCCA
Molecule: messenger RNA, 1840 nt
Organism: Neurospora tetrasperma FGSC 2508
Lineage: Eukaryota; Fungi; Ascomycota; Sordariomycetes; Sordariales; Sordariaceae
Exons: 3
Coding region: 1-1806 (601 amino acids)
Source: RefSeq, a predicted model, not a curated record